Molecule: messenger RNA, 1443 nt
Organism: Lodderomyces pseudojiufengensis
Lineage: Eukaryota; Fungi; Ascomycota; Pichiomycetes; Serinales; Debaryomycetaceae
Gene: GWT1
Product: glucosaminyl-phosphotidylinositol O-acyltransferase
Exons: 1
Coding region: 1-1443 (480 amino acids)
Biological process (GO): protein localization to plasma membrane; GPI anchor biosynthetic process
Cellular component (GO): endoplasmic reticulum; membrane
Molecular function (GO): glucosaminyl-phosphatidylinositol O-acyltransferase activity
Source: RefSeq, a predicted model, not a curated record
AUGGCAUCAUUAAAAAAAUUAAAAGAAGAAUUUGUAUCUGAUUUAACAGGUGGAUCAAUUGAAGAAAUUUAUCUAGUUACAUCAAUUGCAUUAACUUCAUAUUUAUCAUUUAAACUUUUAAAAGAUUGUUUAGGUUCAAUUUCAUUAACUUAUGAUUAUAUAUUAAAUGUAUUAAGUAUAAUAAUUUCUAUUACAAUAUACAGUGGUAAUCCUAUAUAUUUACAUUAUUCAAUUUUUAUACCAUGUUUUGGAAUAUUUUUAUUAAAUCAUUAUACAAGGAGUGAUAAAACAAGAACUAAAGUGAAGAGUCAAAAUGAAAUACUUUCCAAAAAACAAUUCUUAACGGCAUAUAGAUCACAUAUGUUAAUUAUAACAAAUUUAGCUAUAUUAGCAGUUGAUUUUAAAAUUUUUCCAAGAAGAUUUGCAAAAGUUGAAACUUGGGGUACAUCAAUGAUGGAUUUAGGUGUUGGAUCUUUUGUAUUUUCAAUGGGGUUGGUAAAUUCUAGGCAAAUCAUUAAGAGUCAAUUACAUUCUAAAACGUAUAAGUUUAGUCUUACCAGUUGGAUAAAUAUUAUAACAAAAAAUACUGUCAAGGCUUUACCAAUUUUAAUAUUAGGAAUUGUUAGAUUUAUAAGUGUUAAACAAUUAGAAUAUCAAGAACAUAUAACAGAAUAUGGUAUACAUUGGAAUUUUUUUAUAACAUUAGGUUUAUUACCAAUUUUACUUGGUAUUUUAGAUCCAUUAUUAAAUUUAAUACCUAGAGUUAUUAUAGGUUUUACAUUAUUAGGAAUAAACGAAUUAAUUUUACAAUCAACAAAUGUUUUGGAAGUUAUUUUAACAGAAAAUAAUAGAUUAACAAAUUUUAUUACAAUGAAUAAAGAAGGUAUUUAUUCAUUUUUAGGAUAUUUUACAAUUUUUAUAUUUGGUCAAUCAUUUGGAUCUUUUGUUUUAACAAAUCAUCCUACAAAAUAUAAUUUAAUCACUUUUAUUAAUAAGAGUUUAGGUAAAAAGUCUUCAUUUUUUGCAUCUAUUAUGACGGUAACCACCACAAAAGGUUUAAUAAUAUCAACCAUAUUUUAUCAAACUGUAUUCUAUUUAGUAAAUAGCUCCGCUAAGUUCACAUCAAUAUCAAGAAGAAUAGCAAAUCCAUCAUAUAUAUUAUGGGUAGUAUCAUAUAAUUCUACAUUUUUAUUAGGUUAUAAUUUAAUUGAUAAAUUUAUACCUGGAUUUGAUAAAGAAACUUCAAUUUUAUUAGAAAGUAUAAAUAAUAAUGGUUUAAUUAUAUUUUUAUUAUCAAAUCUUUUAACUGGAUUAAUUAAUAUGAGUUUAAAUACUUUAAAUAAAUCAAAUACUGAAUCAUUAUUUAUUUUAAUUGGUUAUAGUUCAACUUGGUGUUUUAUUGCGUUUUUGUUGAAUAAAUAUAAAAUUUAUAUAAAAUUGUAA